CCAAAUAAUCAAGGAAGUUGAUUCUGAUUAGAACCAGAUGAAUUCCAGUUCUUGCCUUUAUUUGACACUCACGCUUCUUCCCUUUUGCAUUCACUAUGAGGCAAGAAUCUAAUAAUUUAGCAGAUGAAAUCAGGAACAGAACUAGAUGAGGCUCCAAGGCAAUUAGAAGAACAAAAGUAGAGGGGAAAAGAAGGGAAAUAUGGCUGAACUAGAGGAAAAAUUGUGCAAGACCUAAGAACAAGAAAGGAUAUCUCAGCUUGUGAUGUAUGGUGGUCAAUGUGACAAUAUCUUCUGCAGAGGAUGCUUAUUCUCAAUUGUAAGCAGGACAUCUUAAUUCUAUGUCCAGUCCUUUCCUAAAGGACCUGAUGACUCAUAGUAGCAACAAUGUCUUCUUGUGAGAAUGAAAUGACAAGAUGGAACCUGAGGCACAUUAGAAGAAUAACAGAGUUCCUGGAGCCAGCAACCUCAUCCAGCUAUGCUACCAAGCUUUCUUCUGAGGCACCUAUCAGCAGCAUAGACCAGUGCUUACAUAUCCCAGGGAAAGCAGAUUCUGCCUACAGUUCUUUUUCAGGUGGCUCCAAUAUUCCAGAGUGUCAUAUUCCAUUGUGCUACAGUGACCAUGACAAUCUGCAAUUAGAACAGCUUGCAUAUAUGGACUCAGAAUAUGUAAGAGGUGUUUUUAACCCUUGUGCAGCAUAUUCUAAUCUUAAACAGAUAUAUCAAGACAAGCCUGUAGCAAUGAACAUGUACAACAAUAUGGACAAUAGCAGCCCAUGUGAAAGCACUGUUGUACCUGGGACAUUAUACAAACCACCAUCACCUGUGGCCACGCUUCCAUUUUGCCUUCCACACCCAUCAUUCCAACCAGCUCAAGCUGAUAGUUGUAAAACUAACAGAAAUACAGAUCAAAGUAAUUCAGGAAUUUGCCUUGACAGCACCAUUCAAGCAGAGGAAAGCAGUGACGAUUCCAGCAAAACCCUCCCUUUUGACUCUUCCACAAAGUGUAAAGAUGACUGCUGGCUCUCAAGAUGUAAAAAUCAAAGUCCAGGCCUAGAACUAGAAAACAGUGACAUUUGGUAUCUUACUAAUCAACGCACCACAAGGAAAAAUGAAACUACCAUUCCUACUAAACAUUAUUUAAAUUUUCAAGACUAUAUGGAAUCUGGUUCUUUGGUCCACACACAGAAGGUUCAUAAUUCAGUCUACAAUUAUAAAAUUCCUGAGGCACUGAACUCUAAGUUCUCUCCUUUGCCACAUACCAUUUGUAGUGCUGUUAAUGAUACACAAGAGAACAAACAGUCUCUUUAUGCUUGUAGUGUACACAAACCAACCUUCACAGAAGCAGAUCAGCCAUGUACCAUGUCAGUAUCCAGUGAACCAGAAGGACAGUUUUGUGGUGAUGAGCAUUCAGGUUUGGAUCAAGAGAUCUGUGAAAACUACCCAAGCUUAAAGGUCACAGACAGGAUUCUUCCAAGUGCAACCGCAUGGGGGAUAAUUAAUACUUAUGAAGACAAGAGUCACUGUUUCAGCUCGAGAGAAGAAAACAGCAGGAGUGCUGGGCAGCCACUUCUAAAACAGCAAGAUAGAAGGCAAAAGUCACCAUCUCAGGGUGUGGACAUCGCAGAAAUUCAUCAUAGUGAAGUUUAUGGUACAACCAAAACUAUUUCUUAUUGCAAGCAUUAUGAGGAGUCUGCAUCCCAAAUGCUCAAUGGAGUUAAAAAAGCAAAGCAAAAUGAAAAUGACAGCCCUGACAGUCUUACAAAGCCCACGCAAGAGGAAAUGCUGGCUUCUGUUCAUUUGCCACAACAAUUUUCUAAGGUUGAAAGUCAAUGCCAGGAUGACUCUGCAAAUAGAAAGAUAAACAGAAAAACAACUCCAUUGCUCUAUUAUCUUUCUGGUGGGAAAAAUACCAACAUUUUGAGUAAUCCAAAUCAGCUACAAGAAGACUCUGCUAUGAAAUCUCCAAGGAGUGAUCAUUCAGUCUCUGCAGAACCAACAGAAAUACCAAGGGACUGUAAUAACUGUGUGAAUGACAUUGUUGCCAGCCAGAAGACAGAGCUAAUUCUAGGGAGCCCAGCAUCAUCAGUGGACGAGAAGUUCCAGAAUGACUAUCGAGAAAAACUUAAAAUAGCUCAAAGAAAAGUUUUGAGAGAAACCUCUUUCAAGAGAAAGGAUUUACAGAUGAGCUUACCCAUUCGGCUGAAGCAGAAGCCUUCCUCGAGGCCGUCCAUUCAUCACCUCAGGUCUCUGUCAUUAUCCAGUACAAAUGAGAACUGCAAAUUGAUUCCUCCCCACAAGCCACUGGAAAAUAUCAGUAAAGAGGAAGAUCUCCCAAAACCACAAGCUAGUCGAAUUGGGGGAAGGAAAAGGAUCACCAGAGAACAAAAGAAGAUCUCUUAUUCUGAACCUGAGAAACUGAAUCAACUGGAUGACCAGAGAGAUCACAGCACAUUGUGGAGAAAGAAGAAUGCAAGGUCCAGGUCUGAUGAAAUCAAUGACCAAGACAAUGUAAUUGUCAAUAAUAAAGCUUUCGAAAAUCAAAGCAGGGGUCUUUCCAAGGCGGAACUAAAGCAGAUACAGCACAAUGCACUUCUUCAAUACAUGGAACGCAAGAUUGGACAAUGGCCUGCUGCUGCCCAUUCCAGUGCCCUGCAAAAGCCCCCUUUGCAAAUGAGGCCUUCAAAUUCAAAGAAGUUUUCAGAGGACAGCAUUUCCAACCUCAGUAGCAGCAAAAAAUCACAGAAUGUUGAUCAUUCCUGUCAAUUUCCUGAUCUCGGGAGAAAUCCAGAAACACCCCCUCUCAUCUUUUCUACAACUUCUAUAACUCCGGCUUCUGAUAGUGCUAUUGCCAGUUCUUCUGUGCCCAAAAAGAGUCAUUGGAAAAUGCAGUCCAUUGCCAGUGAAGGAAGCUGUGUCAACAGAUGUGCUUCAACUAAAAGUCUUUUUCACUCGGGUGCUUCUGCCUCCGGCAAAGGCCAUGGGAGGUCAAAAUCAACGCCUUCUCCUAUGCAGGAUAUCUAUAAAUCUGCAGCCUGCCCAUCAUUGUCAUCCCAGGCCCACAAAUAUCCCUCUCAGCCCAUGAUUACAAAACAAAAUACUGAUACAUCUGGAAGGAGAGGGAGAUCUAUGGAGGAAACUGGAAGCUCAGAAAUGGUCAGAUUAUCACCAUUGAGUCAAAGUACGGAUCAUCUUCACCAUCUGAAAAAUUUGCAGCCUUCCUCUGGGCAGAUGCCAGACAAAAACUUUCAAAGGCCAAAUCAUCAAAGCAGUGCUCUGCAAAACUGUGAUCCUACAUCUGGACCUUUGUUCAGACCAUCGUAUCCCGAUGCAGGUCUAAGGGUGUCAGAUUCAAUGGUCCAGGCACUUGAGCAGCCUUCUAGUACAAAUAAACAGAGCAACACUUUCAUAAGUCUAGGUAGUCCAUCCUUCUGCCAUGUACCCCCACUUUCUGUGGGUAGGUCGCAGACUCAGAGUGUACCUUUGGAAUUUCUGGAUUCUUCACCGGCUCCUUUGGCUGAGAUGGACAAUUGUGUUUUUAAUGACUCUUUGGUCAGUGGCUCAGAAAAGGCCUCAACCCUUUCCUUCCCCUAUAGACAAAGUAAGAAUUCCAUUCCAGACAGAAUACAACCAGAUCCUGUCUUGACUGUAUCAGCUUCACAGGUUUAUCUGGAAGGAAGGCAAAUCAAAGAAUGUAAUGCCAGCUUUUAUGUUGCAAAGAAAGAAAAAUCUGGUCUUGGAAGCAGAAAUGGAAAUAGCGAGGGAAAUAUUUCUGGUGAGAAUUCACAUUGUACAGAGAUGGCUCCUGAAUUUUCUGCUUUCAUCCUCAAAGAAAGGAUUAAUAAAGAGUCUCAACUAAAGAAAGAAAGAAGUAACCAACCUCAAAUGUCUAAUGCAUCAGAAAGAAUACAGUGGCAACAGUUACAGGUGACCGAUAGAAGAACAGGAUAUUGCUCAGAGAAUACGACAUACUGUACAACUAUAUUGGAUAGCCAAGGAGAUAAAAGUACUGAACAUCCAUCAGCAAAUGUGAAUCAAAGUGAACAUGAUCAUGCCUUUCAAGAGCAUGACACAGAAUUGUCAACAGAACAGUUAACAUCUCAAGAAGGCCUGAAGUGUGAAAACCUCACUGUUGAGAUUAUUGCCAAAAACAAACCUCUGGUUGAUAUCCUCAGGCCUCAUCCAAUUAAGAAGACUGCUUUAGACCUCAUGGAAGGCCUUUUUCCUGGGAACAUUUUAGUGUCUGAUGGAUCCUUUAGAAUAAAGAGGAGAAAUCAGUCUGUUCAAGAAAAUGACCAAAGAACCAGUGAUAGAUCCUCAGACCUAUCUCAUGAAACUGGAUAUUUUCUUGUACAGAGAGUAGACGAUCCCACAUCACAUAUAAAUCAAAUCCUGAGUAGCAGCAGAGAGUGUCUUGACGAUCCAGAAAACAUCAUAUCCAAGAAAAAAGAACUUAUUUCCAACAUCCAACUGAAGCUGCAGACUCUGUGGGAUGAGAAGGAGCUUAUCCAGUGUGAAGCCAAGGAGUAUGCUGCUCAGGGUAAGGAGCUGGAGUCCCUGGUGCAAGAUCUGUGCAAACCCAAUGAAUAUGAGCGAUAUAUGAUGUUCAUUGGAGAUCUGGAGAAGGUUGUGAGCCUGCUGCUCUGCCUGUCUAGCCGCCUUGCUCGGGUCCAGAAUGCCAUGGAGAACAUUGAUGAAAAUACAGAUGCUGAAGAAAAACAGUCACUGAAUGAGCGGCACAGCCUCUUGUCCAGACAGCGGGAGGAUGCAAAGGACCUGAAAGACAACUUAGAUCGCAGAGAAAGGGUAGUAUCAGGCAUCCUUUCCAAAUACUUGACUGAGAGUCAACUCCAGGACUACAGGCACUUUGUACAGGCAAAGACAUCACUCUUGAUUGAACAGAAGAUCCUUGAGGAACAGAUUAAGUUUCUUGAAGAACAACUGGAGAGGCUGGAGGAGAGUAUUCCUCCUUACUCCACAUCAGUGAACCACUUGCUUUCCUGAAUGAACCAUUUGUGCUAGAAAUUCAUCUGCAUCCACAGAAACGUUGCUGAGAAGCAAACAAGGCCUUGUUUUCUCAAUGCAGUAUUGUUGACAAGGGCUUAAUUGGCUUAGGCGCACAUUCCUUGAGGAAAAACAACAAAACCUUAAUUGUAGGUUGCAGAUUUUAUCUGGAAAUUACUGUUGCAAUGUGUAUUGCUGUGUUGUUUUACUUUCCUGCCAGUCAACAUCAUUCCAAUUUUUAAAAAUCAUAAAAUAUUUUCCUCUCCGUGGGUGGAUGGAGUAUUUCAUGCAAGAAACCAUGUUGGCAUUUGUAUGCGAGUUGAUCAGAAAAACAAAAUGUUAUGGUACAGCUUGGCGGGCCAUUUGGAAACUCCUGUUCUAGUUUAGGGCUGCAGAUUGCUAAUAACUAAAGGCCUUUUGAAAUAGCUUUAAAUCCAGCCUAGAGUUGUCUACAGGACAUAGUUGUUCCUUCUGCAUCAGGAAGUUCAUCAUAUAGCUCCAAGGGGUUUAAAAGGAGCAGUUCUUUCUUUUCCCACUUCCAAAAAUGUCUCUGGAUGUCUGUCACUUAGGGUUCCCAGUUCUGGGUUGGGAAAUACUGGGAGAUUUGGGGGGGUGGAGCCUGCAGAGACAGGGUUUGGGGAAAGGAGGGACUUCAAUAAGGUAUAACGUCAUAGAGUAUGCAGUCCAAAGUGGCCAUUUUCUCCAGGUGAACUGAUUUCUGUCACCUAGAGAUCAGUUGUAAUGUUGGGAGAUCUCCAGCCACCCCCUGGAGGCUGACAACCAUUAAGAUGUUAGGAAACUUUUCCUACCCAGGAAAAUGCAAAUUUUGCUUUUAACAAUAUGCAUUCAUCUCUUACAGACUUUAAAAUAAAAAUAAUAACUGGUGGUAGAAAUAAUGGACUGGUGGUAGAAAUGGUUCAACUUUAAGGUUAAUGAAAUAAUGAAUGAAAUAAAAGAUAUGUUUUGGCAGCAUUCUAAUUUUGAUGUCUUAAAUGUACAAAUUAUAUGAAGCUGCCUUGCAUGGUGCCAGACCAAUGAUGCGUCUUACCCAGGAGUCUCUUCCCCAACCAGGUGUGCUUCUCCACGAUCUCAGGCCCUUUUUUAAAUUCCUGAGCCAUGCUGUUCAAGAACGCUUAACUAGAAGUCCCAGAGAUUGAACUUGGGACCUUCAGCAUGCAAAGUGCUUCAAGCAGUUCUAAAAUAAUGCUGAAGGCUGCUGCUCCAUAACUUUAUUCCCACAUUAAACAUGCCUGUUGAUUUUUCAGGAGUUGUAAAUGAAUAUUACCUGUUAGGGGCUGCCAGAACUGAGCUAGAAUAAAUGCGCUGCUAAUCUUGGCUGCCAUUGUGGGGUGGCAGAUGUGGGGUGGGAGAGAUCCAUGUACAAAUAACAGAAAGGUUACUUGUCCAAAAACUGGAUAAUACAAAUGACUCAACCCAAAUCAAUAAAUAUCAAUGUUAAAGAAAAGUAAUAGGCAGAUUUCCUACUGUGAUGUGCAUGAGAAUUGUAACAAGGGUACUGGACUUCCCUCACAAAGGUAGAAAAUGGAGCAGAAAUCUCAUAGUACAUUGCAAUCAAUGUGUGGGUAUUAUGAGGUGACACCUCAGUAAAACUAUAGGGCAUUACAGAUCAGCAUCUAGGGUAGGGGUUUCUCCCAUAAUAGCUGGAAGGAUUUGUGGUAUCAUUUAAAACAGGAAAGUAUGAAUUUGUGAAUGGUUGUAACAGCAUUAACUGGAACGUGAUGAAGCUUUUUACCCAUUGUAUGUUUUUUCUGUAAUUUAUAAUUUUUAAAAUAAAACAAAAUUCUGCUGGA
Molecule: messenger RNA, 6812 nt
Organism: Sphaerodactylus townsendi
Lineage: Eukaryota; Metazoa; Chordata; Lepidosauria; Squamata; Sphaerodactylidae
Gene: SHROOM1
Product: shroom family member 1
Exons: 9
Coding region: 385-5001 (1538 amino acids)
Biological process (GO): actin filament organization
Cellular component (GO): apical junction complex; cortical actin cytoskeleton; apical plasma membrane
Molecular function (GO): actin filament binding
Source: RefSeq, a predicted model, not a curated record